This is a messenger RNA of Aphanomyces invadans, 765 nucleotides long. RefSeq lists its product as hypothetical. Gene Ontology annotation, molecular function: nucleic acid binding. The transcript is spliced from 2 exons. Bases 1 to 765 code for a protein of 254 amino acids. The record is from RefSeq and is a predicted model, not a curated record. Lineage: Eukaryota; Oomycota; Saprolegniomycetes; Saprolegniales; Verrucalvaceae.
AUGAAGCAGCGGUGGAUCCUCAAGCGUACCUGCUGGACACGGCCGGCACUCAAGGAACACCACAAGCAGGAGCGAAUCAACCACAAGUUUUUCACGUCAGACCUAGGUAACGAGAGCCAUAAUGAAUUGUUUAACGUCGUCCACGUGGCCGAAAAUUGGUUCUAUAUCACGAAGAUUCGUCGUCCUUUCUACAUGUGGACCGACGAGGAAAAGCCUUCAAGACGUCAACUCCAAGGAGUGUCGCACAUCACCAAGGCCACGCCAUGGGUGGGACGGCAAGGUGGGAUGCUGGCCGUUCUUGCGCUCCACGGCAGCGAAGAGGACUGUGUCAAUCGACCGGCGGGGACUAUUGUCUACAAGCCUGUGUCAGUCACAAGAGAUGUUUAUCGGUCAUACCUCGUCGACAAGGUCAUUCCCGCACUCAAGCAAAAAUGGCGCCCCUUCAGUUACGAUGCCCCGCCGACGACCUUCGUGCAACAAGACAACGCCAAGUCUCACGUCGCGCCGGACGAUGUUUCCGUGGUCAGCUCUUGCAUGUCGGGUGGUUGGGAUAUCAGGGUGCUCAACCAGCCGGCCCAAUCGCCCGACAUGAACGUUCUUGACCUCGGCUUUUUCAACUCUAUUCAAGCACUUCAGCAACGAAUAGAGUGCUCGUCUAUUGAAGACCUGGUGUGCACCGUCGAGCAGUCGUUUGAAGACUUGGCGCCGUCGACGCUGGACAAGACUUUUGGGACUCUGCUUCGUGUGUGUUCCAAGCGUGCCUAG